UAAAGAGCAAGGACAUAUUUCCAACCAUCAUUCGCUCUGCCAUCAUGGAUCUGAAAGUUGCGUUUGUGAUUGUCUGUCUGUGCGCUUUGGCCAUCACCCUGACUAAAGCCGGCAUCCCAAAAUGCUGCAUCAAAACAAAAAAGCACAUCCCUAAACAAGUGCUGAUGAACGUUCAAAGAUGGGAUGUGCAACUAAGCACUGGUGCCUGUGACAUCUCGGCACUCAUACUACAUGUAAAGAACAUGAGCAGGCCCAUAUGUGCUCAUCCCAAGUGGAUGGAAGUCGUGCGCAGCCGUCAGAGAAAGAAGAAGCACAACAAGCGCAGAGCAACUUACUGAGCUGUGAAAUCAACAUUUUCUUUUCAUUUUCUUGUUUUCUGCUGGAGUUUGUGUCAUACAGGAGCUCUAAUGUUUGUUUGUUUUUCUUUUUAUUGAUUAUACAAUAUAUCCAGAUUAACGUGUGUACUACAUUUAUUCAGUGGUGGAAGGUAACUAAGUACAUUUACUUAACUAUGUGCCAAAGUACAAUUUGAAGAUUAAUCUGAUGCAAUGCUAUAAAUUACACAAACUAAGCAACACUAUAUGAAGCAUUGAAAUCAGUUCUACUUUGACUACAACAUUAAAGUAUUGCUUACAUAGUAAUGCACUGAUAAUAAUGAUCCACUGAUGACAGGGGUCAUUUAUCCGUUCAUUGCAUUGUGAGCACUUUUAAUACUUUCAGUUCAUUUUGGAAAA
This is a messenger RNA of Larimichthys crocea (large yellow croaker), 734 nucleotides long. It is a transcript of the gene ccl27a, whose product is annotated as chemokine (C-C motif) ligand 27a. Bases 45 to 338 code for a protein of 97 amino acids. The record is from RefSeq and is a predicted model, not a curated record. Gene Ontology annotation, molecular function: chemokine activity. The transcript is spliced from 3 exons. Gene Ontology annotation, biological process: immune response. Gene Ontology annotation, cellular component: extracellular region. Lineage: Eukaryota; Metazoa; Chordata; Actinopteri; Sciaenidae.